CUAAGAUCAACUGCGAUCGGCUGUGGAAAUUAUCUGCUGAAAGUAAACUUGUAAGUUUGUUUGUCCAAAUUUCGCCUUUAUUUUCGUUUUUCUGACGUCUUCUAGGAGAAAAUGUUUGAUUAAGUUGCAGUGUGAGAUUUAUAAUAAGAGGCAAUUUUAGCGCACCUGGUAAAAAUCUCUCGCGCGGUUUUAUACUCGUCAUAGCAAAAUGCCUCUCUUGCUGGGCAAAUUUUAUAUGUGAAAAACAAGAAUAUACAUCUGGAGGAUGGUUGUCACAAGUUUAAUUGUUUUGACUCAUAUGAUCAAUUUGAUAAUCCGAGGUCCUGUUUUUUGUGUGUAUAAAUCUCGAAGCCAUUCAGAAUCCAAGAAAUCCAUCAGUGUCGUUUAAUACCUAUCUAUUUAGCCCAAAUGGAUUUCUUUUUCCUGUUUCCUACAGUAAUCCUUGUGCUUUUUGCACAUGAAGGACGUGCUGCUACAUCCCAGAUAAGGUGCUAUCAGUGUUCUUCCACCAAGUCUUACGAAGAUUGCGAAGCCAUUCAGAAAGAGAAAGAGUGCCAGAUCAACGUUCCUGGCUUUGACUGGACGUGCGGGAAAUUAAAGAGUGCGGUCUUUUUGCACAAUAUGACAAGUAUGAUGUACUCUAGGGAUUGUAUUCUGCUGAAGGAAUGCAAAGAAGAUGCUUUCUGCAAGUCGAAGCGCGGUUCUUUUGAAGCUAAAGUAGGCGCAAAUGCCACUGUUCGCUUGUCAGAAUUUUCCUGCGAGAUGCACUGCUGUAACGAAGACCUUUGCAAUGCUGCGUCUUCUUUCUUGCUUUCCAACGGUUUUUCCUUCAGAGCUUUUGCCGCUUUUGCCGUACUUUUUCUGUUUUUCUUUCAUUAAUUAAACGACAAAGCUUUGCUGAAACGAUCAGAUGAUCAACAGUUUUUGUUUAUACCUAAAAGCAUGCAAUGGAUAUAUUUAUUUGUAAUAUUAUUUUACACUGAAAAUAUAGCAAAUCUGACUAGCCUUCCGUUACGCAUGCUAUUUUCAUUUGCGUUGAAAAUGCUUAAGUCUUAUUGCAAUAAAGACUUGAUACUCUCU
Messenger RNA from Actinia tenebrosa (Australian red waratah sea anemone), 1080 nucleotides. RefSeq lists its product as uncharacterized. NCBI's taxonomy places the organism in Eukaryota, Metazoa, Cnidaria, Anthozoa, Actiniaria, Actiniidae. The record is from RefSeq and is a predicted model, not a curated record.